AUGAGCACGCCCACCCCCAAACCCGCCGUAACCUGCCACGUCCUCAACACCAGCACCGGCAAGCCCGCGCCAGGCAUCCCCUGCACGCUGUCGCGGUUCCUGAAGCUCGACGACGGCACGCCGUCGUCGUCGUCGUUCGAGGUUGCGCGCGCGCUCACAAACGCCGACGGCCGCGUGGCGGCGUGGGAGACGCGGCAGAAGGGCGCCGCGGGGAGGUUGGCUGUCGAGGAGGGGUUUACGUACAAGAUUCGCUUUGAGACGUGGGAGUAUUUUGGUGGCGAGACUUUUUUCCCCUAUGUGGAGGUGGUGUUUACGGUGAAGGAUGCGGGGCAGCAUUAUCAUAUUCCGUUGCUGCUGGCGCCGUAUAGUUAUACGACGUAUCGGGGGUCGUAG
Morchella sextelata is the source of this 393-nucleotide messenger RNA. RefSeq lists its product as uncharacterized. NCBI's taxonomy places the organism in Eukaryota, Fungi, Ascomycota, Pezizomycetes, Pezizales, Morchellaceae. The record is from RefSeq and is a predicted model, not a curated record. Gene Ontology annotation, molecular function: hydroxyisourate hydrolase activity. The transcript has a single exon. The coding region runs from base 1 to 393 and encodes 130 amino acids. Gene Ontology annotation, biological process: purine nucleobase metabolic process.